GUAAAAUCAGUUGAAAAAAAACAUCGUAAAUUGAGAAACUAUGAGGUGUGCUUUUAAUUGAGGAAUUUGUGAAGGAAAGUAAAUUAGAAGCGAAGGUUAUCUGGUGCUGAUGAACAUGCAGAUGCUGUAGGGACUAGGGAGUGAAGGGUGUGGUAACAAGCGCAGAAUAAAACAAGAUGAUGGUAAUGAGUGCAGGUGCAGUGGGAGUGGGAGUGCGAAUGAGAAUGCUUUCUCCUUCCUCUUCGUCGUGGGGUAAAAGGAAAAUAGGAAUCGGAAUAGGAGGUCCCCUUCCCCUUCCCCUUCCCCUUAAUCUCCACUUCCAACGCAAAUGCGUUUACAAUUCGAGAGAUGCUGACACUAGUCCUCCUCAAGAAGCUGUUCUCAAAGCCAUCUCAGAGGUUUCAAAAACAGAGGGGAGAGUUGCACAAACAAGAAAUGUUGUUAUGGGAGGCACAAUAUCUGGGGAAUCAGAAGAUGAAUGGAAAAUUUUAGAUCAAAAGGUUAAUUCUUAUCCAACUGUUAGGGGAUUCAUAGCAAUUGGUACUGGAGGGGAUGAUUUUGUCCAGGCUAUGGUUGGUGCAGUUGAGUCAGUUCUUCAACGUCCAAUUCCUGAGGGUAGGGUGACACAUAAAGUAUCAUCUAGAGGAAAGUAUGUGUCAGUAAACAUUGGACCUGUUAAGGUUGUUUCAAGUGACCAGGUCAAAAGUACACUAAAAUCCUAAAAAACUCCAUCAUACGAGGGAGCUGCCCCUUUCAAACGCAAAUGAAGAUCAGCAGUCUACAACAAUCUCUCCAAUUGUUGGCACAAUUGUAACUACUCUUUGGGCAAAUAGGGUCAGUUUUAGAGAAACAAUCACAGCGACAAAUUUGUUUACCAAGAAACUUCAAAGAGGUCCAUUAAUUUCAAUAUUUUAAAUUUUGCAUACUUAUAUAUAUAAGAGUGUAGGCCUAUGCAUAUGUCUAUGCGAAAACUUUUAAGCAUGUAUCAACAAGAUUAAGAUAGUCAUAACAAGCACAUUUUAAGUAUAAAGAAACAGUUUUUUAGUCUUGAA
Cryptomeria japonica (Japanese cedar) is the source of this 1052-nucleotide messenger RNA. RefSeq lists its product as uncharacterized. The transcript is spliced from 5 exons. NCBI's taxonomy places the organism in Eukaryota, Viridiplantae, Streptophyta, Pinopsida, Cupressales, Cupressaceae. Bases 177 to 722 code for a protein of 181 amino acids. The record is from RefSeq and is a predicted model, not a curated record.